CCUUGCGAGUCGGCCGUGCGGAACCCGAGCGAUGAAGUGCGUGUUCGUUACCGUGGGGACCACCAGCUUUGACGACCUCAUAGCGUGCGUCUCGGCGCGCGAGAGUCUGCAGAUAUUCAAGAGCUUAGGCUACCACCGACUUAUCCUCCAGAUUGGCAGAGGAACGGUGGUGCCGGAGCCAUUCAGUACCGAGUCCUUUACUCUAGAUGUUUACAGAUACAAGGAUUCCUUGAAAGAAGACCUCGAGAAAGCAGACCUUGUUAUUAGUCACGCAGGUGCAGGAAGCUGUUUGGAGACCUUGGAAAAAAGAAAGCCACUUGUAGUAGUUAUAAAUGAGAAGUUGAUGAAUAAUCACCAGCUAGAACUGGCAAAGCAGCUACACAAAGAGGGGCAUCUUUUCUACUGUACCUGCAGGGUCUCCACCUGUCCUGGGCAAGCCAGUUCUUUGCUUCUGCUCUGGAAGUGGCAAGAUUCUGCAGUGCUGACUUCAACUGCCUUCUCAUGCCUUGACGUGGGGCUGUUUUUCAGAUACCUGCAUAAACCAGCCCUUGUCACUCCUAUUUAUUCUUCCCUGCAUUCUGCUACUUCUCUUUUGCCACACUUCUGUUCCUUCUGCCCUCUACGACCCUGCAAAAUGAAUAAAGGAUGGAAAAAGUACUGCGGCCAGAAGUCUCUGAGUGAGACAUCAAUGGAUGAAUAUUUAGGCAGCUUAGGGCUGUUUCGAAAGCUGACUGCCAAGGAUGCCUCCUGUCUCUUUCGGGCUAUUUCGGAGCAGUUGUUUUGCAGCCAGGUUCAUCAUUUGGAAAUCAGAAAGGCUUGUGUUUCGUAUAUGAAAGAAAAUCAGCAAGCUUUUGAAUCUUAUGUGGAGGGAUCUUUUGAGAAAUACCUGGAACGGUUGGGAGAUCCCAAGGAAAGUGCUGGCCAGCUGGAAAUAAAGGCACUGUCUCUAAUUUACAAUCGGGAUUUCAUUCUUUAUCGUUAUCCUGGAAAACCUCCAACUUAUGUCACAGAUAAUGGUUAUGAAGACAAGAUUCUGCUAUGCUCUUCCAGUAGUGGUCAUUAUGACUCUGUGUAUUCAAAACAGUUUCAGUCAAGUGCAGCUGUUUGUCAGGCUGUUUUAUAUGAAAUUCUCUAUAAAGAUGUGUUUGUUGUGGAUGAAGAAGUGUUGAAAACUGCAGUUGAAUUGUUUCGAAGUAAUUCCAGGAAGAACAGAAACAGUGCUCUGACUGCCAAUGAUGAUGCUCAUCUCGAUUACAAGAAUUCAUCCCCGGAUAGGCCUGAAGAGUGGGGUGCCUGCUGUAAUGUUGAAAGUAAACCAGAGGGGUGCAAUCAAGGGACAGAAGAAUCAAAGUCUCCAGAAAAUCCAUCCAAGAUGCUCUUCCCCUAUAAGGUACUCAAAGCCCUGGAUCCAGAAAUCUAUCGUAAUGUAGAAUUUGAUGUUUGGUUGGACAGCAGAAAAGAACUUCAAAAAUCUGAUUACAUGGAGUAUGCUGGAAGGCAGUACUAUUUGGGAGACAAGUGUCAGGUUCGCUUGGAAUCUGGUGGAAAAUAUUAUAAUGCUCAUAUUCAGGAAGUUGGAAAUGAGAACAAUUCUGUAACAGUCUUCAUUGAAGAACUGGCAGAAAAGCAUGUUGUUCCACUGGCUAACCUAAAACCAGUUACCCAAGUGACACCCAUUCCUGCCUGGAAUGCUGUAACCAGUCGGAAAGGAAGAGGUUACCAGAAAAUGUCUGGGGGCUAUGUUCCAGAAAUGGCUAUGUUAGACAUGGACAUGAAGCAACGGAAGAAGAUAUUCAAGAAAGUUCGAGGAAAAGAGGUUUAUAUGACAAUGGCUUAUAGCAGGGGAGACGCCCUCCUCCCACCCAGGCUUCAGCAUGGCAUGCAUUAUGGGCAUGAGCAUCCAGUGCACUACUCACAGACAGCAGCGAAUGUCCUGCCUAAUGAACACUUCCAUCCUCAGUACUCAACUCAGAGACAAGGUCGGGGAUAUGGGAUGCCUAGGGAUUCAUCCCACUUUAUAAACAGGCAAAGCAUGGCAGGCCCUAAAGUUGGUUUUUACUCUGGCCCAGGUAAAAGGUGCUGCCAAAACUAUGAUAAUUUCUCCUAUAGAUCUCGCUCCUUUAGACAUAGUCACCGCCAGAUGCAUUGUAUGAAUAAGGACUGUCAGUAUGGCUUUGUCCCAGAAAAUGGACAGAUACCUAGGAGCUUGGAAGAAACGGUUACUUUUUAUGAAGUUGAAGAAGGGGAUGACACUGCUUAUCCAACUUUACCUAAUCAUGGAGGACCCACUGCAAUGGUGCCUGCUACUUCAGGAUACUGUGUUUCGAGGCGAGGACAUACUGCAGGAAAACAGACCUUGAAUUCAGAAGAGAGCAAUGGCCAGGGUGACAGUGGGGAUUAUCAUGAAGAAUAUCUUUAUCCUUCAGAACCAGACUAUGAAACUUCAGGUGUUUACAGCACAACUGCAUCUACAGCAAACUUGUCUCUUCAGGACAGAAGACCAUGUUCUGUGCCUCAGGAUGUAGUUACUUCAUACAGCUACCCCCAGAAGGUGAUGGGAAGUUCUCCGGUACUUGCAGCUUCCUGUGCCAAUAAUGUUCCACCUCCAGUCUUACCUAACUGUACGGCAGCUGAUCAAACUACCAGUUCCGCUUCAAUUUCCACACAGAAUACUCUACCUCCUCUAUGUAUGUCUACACCCGCACGAGGUAUACCAGUUAUUGUUUCACAGUCCUAUCCAUACCACUCUCCUAUUUCUCCUGCUACUGCUGCCUCUGUACCAGUAGCACCACCACCACCUCCUCCAAUUCCUCCUCUCGAGCUGGGAGAGGCUUCAACCUUAGCACCACCACCACCACCUCCACCUUAUUCCUGUGAUCCAAGUGGCAGUGACCUGCCUCAAGAUACAAAAGUUCUACAGUACUAUUUCAAUCUUGGCUUGCAGUGCUAUCACCACAACUACUGGCACACCAUGGUCUAUAUGCCACACAUGCAGCAGCUACCUGUAGAGAAUUACCCAGUGUAUCCUGAACCACCUCCGCUAAUUGACCAGAGUGCUCCUCACACAUACAGUGAAGUAGGGAGAGCAGAUGGCACACAGGCAGAAGCAUCAGCAAACGAUACUUUCUCAAAUGGUGAGCCUGUAUUGAUCCCUCAUGGAGCAGUCUAUUAUACAAUAAUGUCAGAUCCCUAUGGACAACCACCUUUGCCAGGUUAUGAUGCCUGCUUUCCUGUUGUGCCAGAUUACCCCUGUGUUAGCCCAUGGCAUCCAGUUGGUACAGCAUAUGUCGGUUCUCCUCCAGUUCAUGGUGCUACAAAUCCUGGGCCAGGUGGCUAUAUUGCUUCACCUUCCUCACCUCAUUAUGUACCUCAGAAUAUGUAAGAUCCAACAGUAUGAUGUAUUCUUGAACUGCCAUUUCUUGCUGUUUUUGUUUUUUUAAAGUCUUUAAUGUUAGUGUAUCAAUGAUUACAUGGGUAGAAUGGUUUCUGUUGUAUCUGUGUUCAAAAUUUUUUCGUUUAAAAUAGUAGUUUAAGUAAUAGUAUUUUGGGUUGCGAAUGAAGAAAUUGAGACAACAGAAUAACGAGCCUCAUAUUGAGCAAUUCAUUUCAUUCAGCUGCUUUCCUGUCAGCUGGUUUGUUGACUUUAAGUUAGAUGAUGGCUAGUAAGAGAAGUAAAUCACACAGGUUGUUUCCUUGGUUUAGAGGUCAUUCAUAUUAAUCCAUGUGAAGUUGGAAUAACUUUCACUUUUCUCUACAAAAGGUAACAAGAAAACCAGUAGCUCUUGCUUCUGGAUAGCUCAAUAUUAAAUGAAAGUGCUCUUCAGGUUUCUUAAGACUUGUUUGGACUCAACUGUGUUCUGUGACAAUCAGCUUUAAAGGCACUUGGUGCUCUGCUUUGGAUUUAUCUCGUAUGCUAUUGUUUAAUACUG
This is a messenger RNA of Ochotona curzoniae (black-lipped pika), 3929 nucleotides long. It is a transcript of the gene ALG13, whose product is annotated as ALG13 UDP-N-acetylglucosaminyltransferase subunit. The record is from RefSeq and is a predicted model, not a curated record. Gene Ontology annotation, biological process: dolichol-linked oligosaccharide biosynthetic process. Gene Ontology annotation, molecular function: hexosyltransferase activity. NCBI's taxonomy places the organism in Eukaryota, Metazoa, Chordata, Mammalia, Lagomorpha, Ochotonidae.